GAAUUUCGCAUUCGUUCGGUUCGGUUGGCAUUGUUUUUUUUUUUGAUUUGAGGUCCGCUCUUCGCAGCCGUAAAAUUUCAUGUUAAUCAAUGUUAAUUUAUACAUUUGCUUAGAAUCGAAAAAAGAAAUCUGUUUUUCCAACCAAAAUUAUAUUAAAAAAGGCGCGCUCGAAAUUUGAUUUGAUUUGAUUUGAUUUUUCGCUUUUGUGGUUUUUGGGGGCACGUACUUUGGUGCCAAGAACUCAAUGGAUCCGGAUUUCGUGAAUAAAUACAACCAGGUGCUGAGUCGCCUUAAGCUCGUGGAGAACUUUGAUGGCAGCGAUCCCAGCAAAUUGGCGCAAUUUCUCCACAAGAUCGAGGCCUUAAUGCCGGCCAUCAACUCUUUCGAUGAUUACUACAAGGCUCAGCUCAUAGGGCACAUUAAGAACAAGUGCACGGAUCGGGCCAGGGAUGCGGUCUUCACACGACAACUGAGUGCGCCGGCAGCCAGCGGCAAUUCCGGCAAUGGCAACGGUGCUCUGCUGAAGGCGGAAACCUGGCAUAAGCUGCGCGAGCAGCUGCUCCACAAUUUUGCGGAACGUGAGUCGAGCUACAGUUUGAUACACAAGAUUAGGAGUGCCGUGCUGGACUCGAAUAUAGAGCUGUACUAUCAGAAGAUGGCCAAAUUGAAGCAGCGCCUGCUCAAUCGCAAGUUGACCCACAAUGACACUUUGUACGCUUUGGAAGACAUUGAGCGCAUAACGUUGCAAGUAUUCCGUGAUCAUUUGCCGGAGCCAACACACUCGAUGAUAUUGCGACGCAAUCCGAAGAGCAUGGAGGAGGCCUAUCGCUAUAUUGUGGAGGUGCAACAACAGUUCUACACGCAGGGUGGACCGCUGGGCGGGGAGCAGGGGGCCACCUUUAGCACCAGUCACAAGCCGACCUUUGGCGUGGGCGUGGGCGCAGUUGGCUCUGGUGUGGGCAUGGGUCUGGGCAUUGCCUCGGUGGGUUUGGCGAGCACCGGCUAUGCCGGCUACUGUCGACAGAUGUCAGACAAGGGCAUGGUCAACAGCCAUGGCUAUCAUCAGCAGCACCAUCAGAUGAACCAGCACCAGUUGAACAGCAACAAGAGCUAUUAUAAUCAGGCGGCGCCAGCUGUUGGCGCCGGCAAAACGAAUCCGAUGUUCAAGAGCAUUGGCAAUCCCUCAUUCAAGUCCAGUUUCAGUUACAACGGCAGCAGCAGUCCCAGCAUGACUGGUGGCUGGAACAACAACAGCAAGCUGGACAAAAAUAAAUCCAAGGAUGCCAAGGGCUUUCAGCAGGGCAAGAACAAAACAAACAGCGGCAGCAGUUGGCGCAAAUAACGAUUCGAGAUUGGAGAAUGCCACACAAGUCAAGGAUUUAUGUGUGGAGCGGGGGCUUUAGUCAUGGGCCAAUGAGCUAAGCCAAUGGCAUGACCUAAUCUCUUUGCUGUUUGUUAUUAUUGUUGUUGUUGCCGUUGCUGCUGCUGUUGUUGUUGUUGCUGUUGCUGUUGUUGUUGCUGUGACUAAGCCCUGAGCGCGAUUUGCGAUUAAUGCGAUUGCAUGCCACAUGCUAAUUACACCGACCCCUCGACCCCCCUCCCUCCCCUUCGCCCACUCGCCCACUCACCCAUUGCCUUCUCCUCUAAUAUAGUCAGGUGGAUGCUGUGGAUGAUGAUGAUGCUCACGAUGAUUGCAGUUCAAAUCACUUAUUCACCAUGGCUCAUUUUAAUUAUUAGAUCAUAAGUCUCAAGUGUGCAUACAAUGCCCGCUCCCCUCUCGCCAACCCCCUGCCCACUGCCCCUACCAAUUAACUCAACCCACUCUCAAAAAUGUUGUUAUUAUUUACAAUAAAGUUUAUAAACUAA
This is a messenger RNA of Drosophila grimshawi, 1866 nucleotides long. RefSeq lists its product as uncharacterized. The transcript has a single exon. Lineage: Eukaryota; Metazoa; Arthropoda; Insecta; Diptera; Drosophilidae. The record is from RefSeq and is a predicted model, not a curated record. Bases 245 to 1342 code for a protein of 365 amino acids.